Molecule: messenger RNA, 2071 nt
Organism: Pectinophora gossypiella (pink bollworm)
Lineage: Eukaryota; Metazoa; Arthropoda; Insecta; Lepidoptera; Gelechiidae
Gene: fz
Product: frizzled-7-B
Exons: 2
Coding region: 161-1861 (566 amino acids)
Biological process (GO): non-canonical Wnt signaling pathway; canonical Wnt signaling pathway
Cellular component (GO): plasma membrane
Molecular function (GO): Wnt-protein binding; Wnt receptor activity
Source: RefSeq, a predicted model, not a curated record
GCUGCCAUUGCUUUUGCACUGAACUGCUGUUUUUUACAUUUUGUUUUUGAGAUAUCAUUUUAUACUAAAUGAAGUUUAUAGUUCAAUCAGUUAUUUAAGAAUUACUUUUGUAAUGUGAUGUGUUAAAUGUUUACUUUUUUUCUUUUACUUCGAUAUUAUAAUGGAAAAAAUAGGUAUUUCGUUUGUUAUAAAAGUGAUCUAUUUGUUUGUGUUUACUGAAACUUCGCGUGUGACUGUUGUACCAGGGGAUACAUUGCCUCACCAUGGACGAUGUGAACCCAUCACUAUACCGUUCUGUCAGCAGAUAAUGUACAACCAAACAAUAUUUCCAAACUUAUUGAACCACGCUAAACAAGAAGACGCUGGUCCUGAGGUGCACCAAUUUACACCACUCAUCAAAGUUAACUGUUCACCUGAUCUAAAAGCCUUCUUGUGUUCUGUAUAUGCUCCAGUGUGCACGAUUUUGGACACGCCAAUCCCACCAUGUCGACAUUUGUGUGAAUCUGCUAGACAUAAUUGUGAUGAAUUGAUGAUAAACUUCGGAUUUUCGUGGCCAGAACAUUUAAAAUGUUCCAGAUUCCCGGUCGCUACUGACGACAAUAUAUGUUUCGGCGAUAAAAACACAACCCAUGAAUCUCGAAAAUCAACAGUUGAAGCGAAAUUACCAAAAGUAGAUUUUAAAUCUACUAUAGAAAGAGAUCCAACAAAAGUUCAUGGAGCUAAAGAUCUUGGCUUUGUGUGUCCGGUUCAAUUUAAAGUGCCCAAGAGUUUGGAUUUAGAGUACUCCCUAAAAGUGAAGGACAAAGUAGAACAUGAUUGUGGUGCACCAUGUAAUGGAAUGUUCUUCAGUCAAGAUGAAAAGAAUUUUGCAAGGCUAUGGAUUGGAAUUUGGGCAGUUCUGUGUUCUUUAAGCUGUCUGUUUACUGUUUUAACAUUCCUCAUAGACACAGACAGAUUUCGAUAUCCUGAGAGACCAAUCAUAUUUCUAUCAGUAUGUUACCUCAUGGUGGCUGCAGCCUAUGUGAUGGGAUGGAGUUCAGGAGAUAAUAUUAGCUGCCAAGGUCCAUUUCCAUCUACUAUAAGUGGAACAAGAUUACCAAAUAUCUCUGUUAUCACACAAGGCACUAAACAUGAACCAUGCACAAUUCUUUUUAUGAUAGUGUAUUUCUUCAGUAUGGCUUCCAGUAUUUGGUGGGUUGUGCUGACACUCACAUGGUUUUUAGCAGCUGGACUGAAAUGGGGUCAUGAAGCAAUUGAGGCUAACUCACAGUACUUCCAUUUGGCAGCUUGGGCUGUCCCUGCUAUCAAAACUAUUUCAAUAUUAGCCAUGGGAAAAGUUGAUGGUGAUAUUCUGUCUGGUGUAUGCUAUGUCGGACUGUGGGAUGCAGAGGCUCUUCGCGGAUUUGUGUUGUCACCAUUAUGUGUGUACUUGGUGCUUGGCACGGUCUUCCUUUUAGCUGGUUUUGUUUCUCUUUUCCGUAUAAGAACAGUUAUGAAACACGAUGGUACAAAAACUGACAAACUUGAAAAGUUAAUGAUAAGGAUUGGUGUGUUUGGAGUCCUAUAUACAGUUCCUGCACUAAUAGUAAUUGCAUGCUUGUUUUAUGAACAAGCUCAUUAUGAUGAGUGGAUGGUGACCUGGCAGCGAGACAUGUGCUCCCCGCAGUCACCCUAUUCUAUCCCAUGUCCUUUUACUGAGGAAGUGGACCGACCUAAAUUUGAAGUAUUCAUGAUCAAAUAUCUAAUGACUAUGAUAGUAGGUAUUACAUCUAGUUUUUGGAUCUGGUCAGGUAAAACUUUGGUUUCUUGGCGUCAGUUCUUUGAUAGAAUUAAAGGAAGAAGAGUUGAGGCAUAUGUCUGAUGAUCGUCUUUACUUAGCAGGUGUCAUAGCAUUUUUGUGCAUUACUUUUUUUAACUCUCUGAUUGAUGAAAUUCAAACAAGGCUGAUAAUGUAAAUAAUUAUUUAAUAAGGCAGCUCUCUUUUGUAAGUAGAUAAGAUUUUAUAAGUAUUAAUUAUUAAGGAAUCAAUUAUGUGUAAAAUGUAAUGAAAUAAAUGUUACAUAUUAUUUUA